Molecule: messenger RNA, 4509 nt
Organism: Pseudoliparis swirei
Lineage: Eukaryota; Metazoa; Chordata; Actinopteri; Perciformes; Liparidae
Product: C-terminal-binding protein 1
Exons: 11
Coding region: 170-1501 (443 amino acids)
Molecular function (GO): transcription corepressor activity; oxidoreductase activity, acting on the CH-OH group of donors, NAD or NADP as acceptor; NAD binding
Source: RefSeq, a predicted model, not a curated record
GGGGAGCACAUGUAUAUGCUUGUCACUAAGGGGCUGGGAGAAGGACGACGGGAAGCGAGGUAGCUGGCCACGGCCGCCAUAUGCUGACUGGAUUCCUGUUCAUGUCUGCCGUGUGAAGACCGAAGGGUUCUGCUGUGUGCUGGCCGGCCGGGGAACACGCCGACACGCCAUGGGAAGCUCACAUCUCCUCAACAAAGGCAUGCCUCUAGGCAUCAGGCCCCCCAUCAUGAACGGGCCCAUGCACCCGCGCCCCCUGGUGGCGCUGCUGGACGGACGCGACUGCACGGUGGAGAUGCCCAUCCUGAAGGACGUCGCGACCGUCGCCUUCUGUGACGCUCAGUCCACACAGGAGAUCCACGAGAAGGUGCUGAAUGAAGCUGUAGGAGCUCUGAUGUACCACACCAUCACUCUGAUGAGAGAAGACCUGGAAAAGUUUAAAGGUCUGCGCAUCAUCGUCCGCAUCGGCAGCGGCUACGACAACAUCGACAUCAAAUCUGCCGGGGAACUGGGCAUAGCUGUGUGUAAUAUGCCGGCGGCCUCGGUGGAGGAGACGGCGGACUCGACGCUGUGUCACAUCCUCACCUUGUACCGACGCACCACCUGGCUGCACCAGGCGCUCCGGGAGGGCACGCGGGUCCAGAGCGUGGAGCAGAUCCGAGAGGUGGCGUCAGGAGCCGCGAGGAUCCGGGGAGAGACACUGGGACUCAUCGGGCUCGGUCGAGUGGGCCAGGCUGUCGCCCUGCGAGCCAAGGCCUUCGGCUUCAAUGUGAUCUUCUAUGACCCUUAUUUGGCCGACGGGGUAGAACGAUCCCUGGGACUCCAGAGGGUCACCACACUACAGGACCUGCUCUUCCACUCCGACUGCGUCUCAAUGCACUGCAGCCUCAAUGAACACAACCACCACCUGAUCAACGACUUCACCAUCAAACAGAUGCGCCAGGGGGCGUUCCUGGUGAACACGGCCAGGGGGGGCCUGGUGGACGAGAAGGCCCUGGCUCAGGCCCUGAAGGAGGGGAGGAUACGUGGAGCUGCUCUGGAUGUCCAUGAGACCGAGCCUUUCAGCUUCAGUCAGGGCCCGCUGAAGGACGCUCCCAACCUGAUCUGCACCCCGCACGCCGCCUGGUACAGCGAACAGGCCUCGCUGGAGAUGAGAGAAGAGGCCGCCAGGGAGAUCCGAAGGGCUAUCACAGGUCGUAUCCCAGACAGUUUGAAGAACUGUGUGAAUAAGGAGUUCCUCUCCCAGAAUAACCACUGGGCAGGUGUUGACCCAGCUACCGUUCACCCCGAGCUCAACGGGGCUUAUAGGUAUCCCCUAGGAGUGGUGAGCUUGCAAGCGGCCGUCCUCCUGCCACCAGUUGAAGGCAUCGUGCCCGGCGGCGUGCCCAUCACACACACCCUCCCGCCCGCCGUCACACACCCUCCUCAUGCCCUGUCCCCCGGACAAAAUACAGUCAAGCCACCAGAGGGCGACAGAGAGCAGUAUCCGAGUGACCAACUGUAGCCACACACACACACACACACACACACACACACACACGCUUGCCUGUGUUGUCUGGUGACCGGAGGAGGUUGGCCUGGCAACCAGGAUCAUAGCGAUAAGCUCCAUAGUGACGUGUUGUUAUCAGACGGGUUGAGUCAGACGGACAGGUUGAGGUCCCAGUAACAAUCGAUUCUAGACACUCUGGCAAAUUGGUUCCCAGCAGCCGGUUCAUACUCCAAAGAAGAAAACGAUGAUGGUAACGAUCAAAGAGGAUGAUGAAGAGGAGUGGAUAGCUGUCAGGUGCGCCAUUCAAAGAGCAGGACCGUUGUCCUCUGCUCCAAACGGACUGUACAGAUCCACAGGAUGAUCCCCACGCGACAACUACAGUCGUCGAGUUACUGCCAGAGGUAAAAAAAAUAUAACAAUCACAUAUAUCUGUUGAUUUGGGAAGUUCUGCAUAAAAUUCUGCUGUCUGUAGUGUGUCCAAAGUUAGAGGGGCAGGUUUCAUGUCUUUCUCUCUUUUUCUGUGUCCUUUCCUUAGUUUUCUGUGUCCUUUCCUUAGUUUGAUGUACAAGCAAAAGUAGUCUGUUAUGAAACGAAUGUCACCUGUCUGUGUACAGUUUUUAGACUCACGGCAAGAAGAUACUGAUAUUUGGAUGCCAGUCCCAACAAAAAUAAGGGUUGUGCGAUCUCUCGACGUAGCCAAACUGGUUUGAGAAUACAAUAUCUUUUUUUUUCUUCUUCGUUUUAUGUGUCCUCAAAUGAACAAGCCCCCAAGCCCCCCCCCCCCCACCCCCUCCAGAAAAAAAAGAGGCAGCUUUUUGCACACCAUCUCAGGAAAUUAAGUUUCCGCAGUUGGUAUAUUAUUUUUUAAGUUUGUUUUAAAUAUACCUUUUUAUGCCACUUAGUGCUUUUGUUUUUCUACCUGCUUGCCUUUUCGCGUCCUGCUACAUUAGAUGCAAAGAACUUUAACGAGAGCUUGAUUUGAUCUCAUGUUUGAUUUUUGUUUGAUAUGUUUGAGGGGCAUGCGAUUUUGCUCUUGGGACUUGUUUGUAAAUGUUUGACCCAUGUGGAGGGGGUUGUGGGAAGAGAGGCUGUCGGGAGGCGGUGUAAUGGUAUGCUUGGUUGGGAACACUUCUAAAAGAGUGGUUGGGUUCAUUGCUUCAAAGGACAAAGCAGGUUAUGUACAAAGCAAUGCACUGAUAUUUUGUAGCAGGUCAUUAUUGUCGUCUUCAUGUCUAUACAUCCAGUGCUUCCACCAUUUCACACACUCAUUGUCCAAAUCGCCACACCAUAAACAGCACAGCGAGGUUUACUAAUGAUGCACAGCAUGUUGCUUCAUGCUAUGGAUCGGUCAAAUCGGAAGUCGUGGGGAAAAACUGCAUCAAAAACUCUUUUAAUCAGUUAUUCCAAUGCUUUGCUCUCCACCAAAACCAUCGUGGUUUCUAUUUGAAGUGAAACUCACUUGUGCAGAUCAGAUUGUCUCAUCCGGUAAAAGAACAGGUAAUGGGUACCGACUGAUGAGGAACAGCUACGUCCUUGAAGUUCACCCACAUUUCUAAUAUUUCUGAUCAAGACUUAAAAAAAAAAAAAAAACUCAACAGCCAGUUUGAUCAGUGAAGACGUUUCAUUGCGUCAUUUUCUUUCUUCUCGUAUUCCUUUCCCAUUUCAUGAUGGGUCCUUCCCGAGUGUACCGUUUAGCCGCCCUCUGUGGCCUCUGUGUCUAUGUGUACAUAUGGUGUUCUGCCUGCCUGUGUCAUGUGACUUGGUUGUAUCUGUGUCUGAAAAAAGCAGCGCUGGGAGAAGGGGCGGUGGCUAGCACCCUCCACAAGGCGUCAUUACAAAGACCGCCGUCGGAACACACGACAAAACACGAUGUAAAAACGCCAAAAAGAGCUUCGAACUGGACUUUAAAUCGACGGCAGCACGCUGACCCGGCGAUCUGCGCGCUCGCCGUUGGCAUUCGUCAACACGUAAACAAGAUGCCGUCACGUCAACACGAUCUGAAACUCUUUUUUUCCAUCUGGUUUCACUGAUUCCAGGUCAAGUGUUGUUGAUGUGAGCAGGACCGCUAAGUGGAUCCCCUUCUACCAGCAGCUGAGUAGUGAAAAACAGUCCACUGUUGCCUGCCUGGUCUUCUCCACGGUGAGGUAGUAAAAGUAGCAAUCGGGGAUGGAAAUUUCACGACCCAUUGGCGAGUAGGUCUGAGUUCUCACUGGCCAGAGUCGAGUAAAGAAGUUACAGAGGUGAUAUGUACAUGUCACUGACUCACAACAGCCAGCUAAUGCUGGAAUAGUUUGGAUUUGAGUAUUAAUCGUUCCUCGUCAGAUGUCGUUAUGUGGGGAGGGCAAACUCUUUGCUAAUACUUCCCGAUUUAAACUUUAAGCAUUCCCCAUUCAAACGGAUGGGGGCCACAAGUAAAAACAACACACGCUUUUAAAGGGACAGGCCCCCUCGACCAAAAGAAAAUGUAAAAUACAUGUCUGACCUGUUGACAGCAGUGCUGUUUACAAUCUAGACUGUUUUGGCGUGAGUUCCUUAGUUUUGGGAAAUAUCAGCUGUAAAGAUGUCUGCCUGCUCUCAAACAUAAUGUGACUAUGGCUCUCGGCUUUUGGGACUCAAAGCGCCAAAACAAAAACAUUUGAAAAACCUGGUUACUCAAAAUAGUCCAUCGACCAUGUUGUGAGUAGUUUCAUGUAGGAUAUCCAACAUGAGUUCCUGCAAUAUUUGAUAAAUAGCACGACAGGUAAGAGGUAAAAUAUGUAUUUUGGAUUUUAGGGUGAACUGUUUCAAGUGUCCAGGUGCUUUCUGAAAUUCCAUCCCUGGUCGUAACACACAGUCCACUGUGGCCUACCGUGGUCCCCUUUAUGGUAAAGUAUUAGGCGUAGCAAUAUACAGUAUACAUAUUCUAUAUUCUACAGUAAAUAUCAUUAUUUUUGGUCAAAACUGACAACCUGACAAAGAUAGGUUUGUGACUGUAUGCAUUUGUAUGAAUUAUUUUAAAAAGAAAUAAACUGUGGAAAGGUGAA